Spodoptera littoralis (African cotton leafworm) is the source of this 4992-nucleotide messenger RNA. Lineage: Eukaryota; Metazoa; Arthropoda; Insecta; Lepidoptera; Noctuidae. The record is from the annotation of a GenBank genome assembly.
AUGUAUGUUCAUUACACCGUAGGAGCCAUUUUUAUUGUAUUUAUUUUGUGCGUUCAUUGUGAUAAUGUAGCCAACGACAACGAAAUCAAGGAGAUUUACGUUCCGUCCGCUCCUCUUAACCUGACUGCAAACAAUGUAACUACCGAGGAAGUCCACCUCUCAUGGGCCCCGCCAGUGAACAUGACAGUGCGCACCCUUCCCAACACAGACCAUGACUUAAAAAGUCAAACUUUAAUACCUCACAAUGAUCACAUAAGAAAUAGAAAGCAAGAACUGCAGGGCGACGAGCCAGCCAACGACGUCCUCAGCCAGGACUCACCAUCAGACUCCAUAAACCCAGAACGACAGAAAGAGUUCGAAUACGCAUCCUACAACUGGUAUAAAAACGACAAACAAAAAUACAAUGACGAUUACUCAUCUCAUGUCCUUAUCGAUGACUAUAGGAAUAAAAGAGAUGUAAGAUCACAUAGACAUAGAAAGAGACGACAGGAUAAUGGGACUGAUGAAAAUUUGCACUUUGAGAAGAGUUUGGAAGUUUGGGCUAAGCAUAACAUAGAGCCGAAGGAGGUGGUUAAGAAGGCGUUUGCUAUGAAACAUAAGAAUGCUACGCAAGUGGCUUAUGUCUUGUACUACGAGCAGGGGGAACGUCGGUAUGACGUGAGCAUCGUCAAUGGGACUCAGAAGUCAGCCGAUGUGAAAAGGAAGAAUGUGUUCCCCAGUGAUUUAGGCAUGGAAAAUUAUUCGAGGGCGACCAAGAAUUUAACGUUGUUAAACACUUCCGGGAAGGUGACGAAAGUAGUCGGGUUCCGCUUGAGAAAUCUAAAGCCUUUCACGCCGUACAAGAUCUGGGUGCGAGCAUUCUACAACUUUUCGCUGGAUGGUGUGAAGUCAUCCGAUUUAUUGGACAGAUUAGGCCCAAAGUCGGAACCCCUGUAUGUGCUAACUGACGUCAUCCCGCCGUCCGCUCCUAUCAUACUGAAUUUAACUUGCGACCAGACUAAACGUACACUAUACCUUCAAUGGCGUCAGCCCCUAGAGUACAACAACUCCUUGGACCAGUACGUAGUGACCCUCAGGAAGAUACCUGAACAGCAACCGAGGACCAGACUGACCCUACCGACCAACAAGAAUGAUAUUGAAACUACAAUACCCAUAGAAGUGGAUCUGUGGAACGUGACGCGGUACGAAGUGAAGGUGUACGCAGUUACCCAGUCCGUGGCCAGAGAUAAGUCCUUUAUCAACGGUGUCGAGUCCAACCCAGAGGAGGUGUCAAGCGAGUGGUGCGCGGCGCACUCGGAGGCGAUGUCCCCAAUGGACACGCCGGUGCCGGGUGCCGUCAGCAACGUGGCCCUGUUGGCCAUCUGUCCAUUGCUGGUCUUCGCUAUCGCAGUUGCUGUACUUUACUGGAGGUGUCGAGCUCGUCUCAGCAAGUGUAUCAGCGCUGCUUACAACUAUUUGGAAGAAGGCGGGGAAAGGGCUGCGCGGGCGCCGCUUAACUCAUACAAGAAACCUGUGGUGAACUGCUCCCCCCUGGUAUCCUGCACGUCGGGAGCGGGCGAGGGCCCCGAGGGCCCCGGCGGCGGGGGCCCGGACGUGGGGGCCCGCGCGCGGCCCCCGCGCAUGGCGGGCGCCGCGCAACCCGCUGUAAAGGCGUCCGCCUUCCCCACACAUGUCGCUGCGUUACAUGCUGAUGGGGAUAUUGGAUUCAGCAAAGAGUACGAGAUCGUAGUAGCCAAGUCAGCGGCGUUGGGUCACACCAGCCAUCAUAGUCAUAGACCAGAAAAUAGACUGAAAAAUCGAUACCUGAAUAUUACUGCAUACGACCACUCCCGAGUGUGCGUGUCGCUGGGCGGGCGCUGCGGCGCGGCGGGCUGCGUGGGCGCGGGCGGCGCGGGCGCGGGCGGCGGCCGCUCGGCCUGCGACUACGUCAACGCCAACUUCAUCGACGGCAUGCUGCCGCAGCUGCAGCCGCAUCAUCUCGCCAGGAUUCGCAGAAAACUGGAGCGGAGGAAUAGACCGCAUAGGCAAUCAUCAGUUAAACCAUCGAAGCCUCCUCCAAACCUGGCUGAAGGCAUCGAGUCAGCGUUCCUGAACAUUGAGUUCUCCGGUAUAGUCGAGUCGGACGAACAGAAUUCUGAUUCGGACAGCGAUAGGAGCGAUUCUGACUCCGAAUUGGAUGAUGUCUAUGUUGAUAUUGACGGCGUUCCAACCCGAGUCAAGUUAGAAUGGUUAAUAUGGCGACGUCGGUACAUUGCAACCCAAGGUCCUACGCCAGCAACACUGGACGCUUUUUGGCGCAUGAUCUGGCAACACAGAGUCCAUACUGUUGUUAUGAUCACCAACCUUGUGGAGCGGGGACGGCGUAAGUGCGACAUGUACUGGCCGGCGGGCGGCGCGGGCAGCGCGGCGGAGUUCGGCGGCGUGCGCGUGACGUUGCUGCACGAGGACGUGCGCGCCGCAUACACCGUGCGCCACAUGCGCGUCACGGCCGACUGCGCACCGGGCACGUCACCGACCAGUGGCGACACGUCAGGCUCGGGCAGUGAAGGUCGCAGUAUAGUGCAGUACCACUACACGGUGUGGCCUGACCACGGGACUCCUAGGCAUCCCCUAGCUGUACUACCGUUUGUGAAGGCGGCUGGGAAACAUCCUUCUACUGUUUUGGUUCAUUGCAGUGCGGGUGUAGGACGUACAGGCACAUACAUAGUGCUGGACGCACAACUGAAUCAACUCAAACUGACAGGCACACUCUCGCCGCUGGGUUUCCUAUGCCGAGCACGAACACAGCGCAACCAUCUCGUGCAGACAGAGGAACAAUAUGUCUUCGUGCACGACGCACUCCUAGAACAUGUCCGCUCAGGAGACACAGAAGUAGAGUUCCCUAAAGCCAGACAAUAUCUAUUAAAACUCCUAGAACCGAUCUCUGAUGAAGAACUAGCAGUUUUAGACCUUAAUCCCCCUAAACAUAAGAGCACAAAUGACUUGUCGAACGGCGUUGAAAAUGGCGAGACUUCUAGCAUAAAAUCCAGUCAGAAUGCAAGUGAAAAAGAAGUAUUGGAGAAUGGUAGUCAAGUGUCGAUAAAGACGGAUGAUCUGAACAGUGAACAGAGUAAGUCGGUUAAGGAUUCUGAAGGUACUGAUGAGCCUAAGGAUGGGAUGGUGAAUGGAGAGGAGAACGAGGGAGUCUAUGACCUGGCUCCAAGGUCUACUGACACGUAUAGUAAGAGGAUGCAGGCGUAUAACAAUAUGAGUGAGAUGGAGAAAGAAGAGAUGAGGAGAGCGAAUCGUGCUGAAAACUAUGCGUUGUUGGAACGUAUGAGGUCGUUAGCGAACAGACAUCAUACGUACCAGGGCCCACCGCCCGUUAACUUGUUGGAGAAACAGUUUCUGCUUAUUACAAGAUCAUGCGUGGAAGCGAGUGUGUGUGCGCGUGCGCCGCAUAACGCAGAGAAGAACAGGCCCGGCGGUAUAUUACCGUCGGAUUCAGCCAGAGUCAUGCUUGUACCUAAACCGGGAGUUGAAGGCAGCGAGUACGUGAACGCGUCGUGGGUGUGCGGGCGGCGCCGCGUGCGCGAGUACUGCGUGGCGCAGCACCCCGCGGCGCGCGCGCCCGAGCUGUGGCGGCUGCUGUGGGACCACACGGCGCAGCUCGUGCUGCUGCUGGCCGACACCGACGACCCGGUAACGUACUGCACGACGUACUUUCUACUAAUGCGCGAGUACUGCGUGGCGCAGCACCCCGCGGCGCGCGCGCCCGAGCUGUGGCGGCUGCUGUGGGACCACACGGCGCAGCUCGUGCUGCUGCUGGCCGACACCGACGACCCGGAAUGCGAAAUUUUCUGGCCGACAGAAGAAGAGAAAGAACUAUUCGUUGCCAACUUCAGAGCUAGUUUUGUAUCUAAAGACACUUACGUGGCGCAUCGGAAGGUCGACAGAAAAACGCCCGCAGAAUCUCCUGUGGAACCAGAGACCAAUGGAUACAGGCGACAGGAGAGCAGUGACUGUGCUGAUGAUGAGAGGCUCAUACCAGAGAACAGCUCCCCAGUCACUGAUACAGAACCAGCCUACCGCUUCGACAGAACUGAACUCAGACUCGAAAGACUCAGCACCGGCAACCGAGAUCUUUCAGCCAGAAAAUCAAUAGCAAACGGUGACCUAUUCUCCUCCCUCUCAGAAAAGAAAAACGGCCCCAAAUCCCCCAGAUCCCCGUCAAAAAUGUCCCUCAAAAACUUUAAAUUAAGCUCCCCAACAAAAUUCAAAUUCCCCGAUUGGGGGAAUAGGACAGCGGGAUCUCCUCCAGACACAGCGCCCCCACCACCUCCAAUCGCACCAGCUUUGACGGUCGAAGAAGAAGCUGAAUUGCGACGUCCAUGUUAUUUCUUUGAGAAGGUGGAUAAAGUACCGGACGAUGUGCCGUUGGAUAGAGUCGUAGAAGUUACAAAUGUUAGUGUGCAUUCGUUGCAAGAUGACUAUCAGUUAAGUAUUAAAUUUAUUAAGUGCAGUCGGUGGUUGGAUGGGGAUACUACGGACUAUGUUCAAGGGAGGCCGGACGAGAAUGAGUUCAUCAAGGCUGUGAGGCAGGCGGCCACGGAGGGCGAGAGGGAGACUGCUAUAGAUAGGCUUAUAGAGCCGUAUAAGGACUCGUUUGCACUGGUCGAGUAUGUCGCCGGGUGUCAGAUGGAGUAUAAGAAUGGGCCUGUUGUUGUUGUUGACAAAUACGGCGGCUGGAAAGCGAUGAACUUCUGCACGAUGUCGGCGGCGUGCGGCGGCGCGGGCACGGCGCGCGCGCAGUGGGCGGCGGACAGCGACGCGCGCGCCUCGCUGUACUGCUGGGCCGCGCUGGGGGCGCACGCGCGCACCGCGCCGCACCACGCGCGCGCGCACCACCACGCCGCGCUGCUCGCCGCCUACUGCGCGCUGGCCGCCUACGGCACGCUGCUCACCGACACUAAUGCUAGGUACGCAGACACACCGGACCAAGAAUCCCGGUAA